AUGGUAGUUAUUGCCUUUGAAUUCAACAGCAACUUCACUUCUUCUUCUUCUUUCCACUAUGCUGCCAAUUCCUUCUCUUCCAGACCCUUUUUCGCCUCUCAUGCUCCAAAGCUCAAUUUUAGUCCAGUUAUGGUUUCAAUGAAGUAUGCUUCUAAUUCUGACCAUCAUCUUCACAAGGAAUUGGAAUUUAAACCAUCCUUCGAUGAAUAUUUGAAGGCUAUGGAAUCUGCCAAAUCUGUUAGGGUUAGCGAGACACCAAAAAAGGGAUAUGAAGGAAAUCACGUUAGAAAUUUUAAAAGAGUUGGAACCAAAAUUUAUAAGAAAGAUGAUGAAGACUCUUCCACAGGUAAUGGUAGUCCUAGAGGAAAACCUAAAAAAGAGUCUAGGGAUGAAUAUGGUGGGAAAGAGAGGAACCAGCACCAGAGUCGUAGUUUAGAGCCAAAUUCCGAUGACAGCAGUGUGAUUAUUAAGAGUCAAGAGGAAAUUAGAAGGGGAGGGAUAAGUAACAACAUAAUUAGGUCUAAAUUGAAUGGUGGCCGGGGAGUAGCUUAUGAUUUAUAUUCUUCAAAGAUGUCAGAACAAGAGGUUGUUCACAAUAGAAAGGGUAAAACCCUUGGUGGUGAUCAUUUUGUAGAUAGAAAAAAAGCUAUGGAUAGAGGUCCUGGUAAAAGAUAUGGUGAAAAUCAGAGAUUGACCAAUGGAAGUCAAAGGUCUAAUGGAAAUAUCAAGCAUUUUCAUAAUAGGGGUUAUGAUUCUGAUAACUUGGAGGUGGAACGAGCAGCAUUUAAGAAUCUUGAGGACCCCAACAAUGUUAUCACUAAGGCACACUUUUCGCAUAAAGAAUUAGAAGAGAGAAUUCAGAAGCUAGCCAAACAGCUGAAUGGUGUAGAUAUCAAUUUACCAGAAUGGAUGUUUUCUAAGAUGAUCAGAAGUGCAAAGCUCAAAUUUAACGACUAUUCUAUACGAAGGCUUAUCACAAUCUUAGGAAAUCUCGGAAACUGGCAGCGAGUGAUACAAGUCAUUGAAUGGCUUCAAACGCGUGAGCGUUUCCAGUCCCAUAAGCCGAGGCAUGUAUACAAUGCUGCACUUGACGCACUUGGGAAGUUGAGGAGACCUGUGGAAGCACUAAAUGUAUUUCAUGCAAUGCAGCAACAAAUGUCCACAUAUCCUGACUUAGUAGCUUAUCAUAGUAUUGCUGUUACUCUUGGACAAGCUGGACAAAUGAAGCAGCUCUUUGAUGUGAUUGAUAUUAUGCGAUCUCCACCAAAGAAGAAGUUCAAUAAAGGGAUAUUUGAGAACUGGGACCCAAGGCUGGAACCUGAUAUCAUAGUUUAUAAUGCAGUCCUUAAUGCGUGCGUUAAGGGUAAACAAUGGGAAGGAGCAUUUUGGGUAUUACAGCAGUUAAAGAAGCAGAACAUACAACCCUCUGCUGCAACAUACGGCCUAGUUAUGGAGGUGAUGUUUUCAUGUGGCAAGUACAACUUGGUUCAUGAAUUUUUUAGAAAACUUCAGAAAUCUUCUAUUCCUAAUCCAUUGACAUAUAGAGUUCUUGUGAAUACAUUUUGGAAAGAGGGAAAAAUUGAUGAGGCUAUGUCGUCUGUCAAUGAAAUGGAAAGACGUGGAAUCGUUGGUUCUGCUUCUCUUUAUUAUGAUCUAGCUAGAUGCCUCUGUGCAGCAGGAAGAAGUCAAGAGGCACUGAUGCAGAUAGACAAGAUAUGUAAAGUUGCAAGUAAGCCCCUGGUAGUGACCUACACUGGCUUGAUGCAAGCGAGUCUAGACUCUGGAAAUAUUCAAGAUGGAGCUUACAUUUUUGAGAAAAUGAAGGAAAUUUGUGCUCCAAAUUUGGUUACUCACAACAUAAUGCUUAAAGCUUACGUUAAACAUGGGAUGUUUCAAGAAGCUAAAGAGUUAUUUGAGCGAAUGUUGGAAAACACUAAUUAUUUGAACAACAAAGAUGAUUACAAAAUGCGAGUGAUACCAGAUAUAUACACAUUCAAUACCAUGUUAGAUGCAUGUGCUGCAGAGAAAAGAUGGGAUUAUUUUGACUGUGUUUACCAGAGGAUGCUGUACUAUGGUUAUCACUUCAAUCCAAAACGGCAUCUUCGAAUGAUACUGGAGGCUUCAAGAGCUGGAAAGGAAGAGCCAUUAGAGAUAACAUGGAAGCACUUGGCUGCUACAGAUAGAGUUCCACCAGUUUCUCUAAUCAAGGAGAGGUUUUGUACAAAGCUCGAGAAGGAUGAUUAUGUUGUUGCUCUCAAAUGCAUCACUGAUAACACACCAAAAGACAUGCAACCAUUUUCGAAGUUGUCAUGGUUGAAUCUAAUGAAAGAAAAUUCUAUACGCUUUCACAAGGAUACACUUGUUAGACUAAUGAAUGCAGCUAGCAAUGUAAUUUCCAACAAUAGCGUGCCUAAUCCAGCGCUUGUGUGCUUAAUUCAAUCAUGCAAAGAAUUAUGUUUUGACAUUCAUCACAAUGUAGCUUACGUGGAUUCAGCAAACAAUGUAUUUUCAUUAGAAACCAACACUAGGUCAACAUCUGCAUCAUAA
Molecule: messenger RNA, 2547 nt
Organism: Lathyrus sativus (Indian pea)
Lineage: Eukaryota; Viridiplantae; Streptophyta; Magnoliopsida; Fabales; Fabaceae
Source: the annotation of a GenBank genome assembly